Molecule: messenger RNA, 1548 nt
Organism: Nematostella vectensis (starlet sea anemone)
Lineage: Eukaryota; Metazoa; Cnidaria; Anthozoa; Actiniaria; Edwardsiidae
Exons: 6
Coding region: 87-947 (286 amino acids)
Biological process (GO): cellular response to calcium ion; regulation of calcium ion-dependent exocytosis; regulation of dopamine secretion
Molecular function (GO): phosphatidylserine binding; calcium ion binding; syntaxin binding
Source: RefSeq, a predicted model, not a curated record
CGCGCCCAUCACAACGCGUGCCUCCAGCGAAUUUGCAAAGGGAAUUGAAACUCGUCUAAUAAAUCUUCAUAACAAUCAAAGGUUUCAUGGAAGUCUACGUUGCCAAAGUGCUAGUCAUUGUGACAUCUGUAUUUGUUGGUUUAAUGCUGCUCGUGUCUUACGCACUUUAUCGGAAGAGAAAGUGCCUUGAAAAACGUUCAACGCCAGCAGCCAGUGACCGGAAGUACAUACCACCUUACGGUGAACUACGCAAACGUGAUAUCCCAGUAAUCGACAGCGUACCAUUUUGGGUCCCAGGCCGUCGUGGCAAGAUUGUUAACGUCGAGGUUCAGCCCCGAGUCAAACGCCUCGGUCCAAGGUCAUCAACUCCUAAGCCGAGGAAAACAACGACUAGAAAAGAAAAAGAGACAAAUCCUCAACUUAUGUUUUCAGUCAAAUAUAACACUAAAAGAUCCACGCUGUUGGUGGACCUCCUUGACUCGAAACACCUCGACAAGGCGAACUUGGUCAUGAGUCCGCCUACCUCUACCUUCACGGGCACGCAUUGGGACGCUACACCCCAGUCCCACUCGUCCGUGUUUUCCCCAGUGUCUCUCUCCCCACGCAGCACACAGGACACCCGGACUCAGACUCCUCCACAGGCGUCAGGACGAAGGAGGCCAUCAUCAUUUGAAAUAGAAAUGACAUACGAUGAGCUUCAACUCAGCUCUUUGCAAUUCAGUGUGAUGGGCUAUGACGAGUAUUCGAGGCAGAAAGUGUUGGGUGACGUCGUUCUACCGAUGGCUGAGCUCAGCAUGCAGGGUCUGGACGUGACACGUGAACUGAUCAUGUGGCGAGAUGUGCAGACACGAGAGAUGCAGCGCUCCAAAGAGAAAAAGUCGUCUAAAGAAAUUGGCGAAUCCUCUGCUGAGCCCACGGCAAGCGAGUCCCAGUGCAGUCCAUCCUAGCUUGCACAUCAGUCGGGGACGUGAUUUGUGAAGGAGAAGGGGCAGGCAAAGUGGAGGAGGAUACCUGUCUCUGGUGGAUCAAGCAAUCAGGGACAUUUUCACCCGAGACUCCCUCCCUUGCCAUAGCGUUUACCCAGCUUUUUAAAAAUUCAUGACAUUCAUAUGUUUAUGUUUUGGUUAUGUUUUAGGAGUUUUGUUGAGUGAUGCUAAGGCUAAGUUCAAACAUCGUAUUAUCCAUUAGCCGUAUUCGAUGCAAAUGCAUGCAAACGAAUCAAGUGGAUUGUUUCAUCUUCAUUUGCAUGCAUUUGCAUUGAAUACGGCUCAUGGAUUAUAUGACGUUUAAACUUAGCCUAAGCUAUUUUUGUCUUAAAUGCUGGACUAUAAGCUAUUAAAACUACAAUAUCUAAAUUUAUAAUAAACGUGGCCUACGCUUAUUGCAAAUAUGUUCCAAAUAUAAUUGGCAAUAACAAAAUAAGUCGCUAUUUUCUUUGUCCCAGCACGAUUCCUCUUCUUAAUGCAAUGUAGUAAAAUAGUGACAGUGCCCAUCCAUCAAUUGUUAGUAAGAAUUAAAAAUAAAAUGAUUCUUUUUGAAGACCCGGAA